This is a messenger RNA of Erythranthe guttata (spotted monkey flower), 3094 nucleotides long. NCBI's taxonomy places the organism in Eukaryota, Viridiplantae, Streptophyta, Magnoliopsida, Lamiales, Phrymaceae. The record is from RefSeq and is a predicted model, not a curated record.
AUGGCGUGGACCUCUUGGAAGAAAUUAUGCACGGUUAGUUCAAAAGGGGGCAUGGGUUUUCGGGAUUUGAGAACUUUCAACUAUGCGCUACUAGCAAAACAAGUGUGGCGAGUUCUAACGCAGCCAGAUCUUCUUCUCUCCAGAAUUUUCAAGGCUCGAUAUUUCCCUCACGGUGAUAUUCUUCGGGCGGUGGUUGGGCAGCGGCCGUCGGCCACAUGGAGAAGCUUGAUUAAGGCUCGACCAUUCCUCCUUGACGGGCUUCGGAGAAGGAUAGGAGAUGGUGGCAAUACUUGCAUUUGGGCAGACCCAUGGCUUCAAGAAGAUGGUAGUUUUAAAAUUUUGACAAGAAGAUCGAUUGCGAAAACCUUUCCGGACAAAGUGUCAGAUCUCAUUGUUCAAGAAACUUGUUCAUGGAAUUCUGAGUUGAUUGGAGAUGUUUUUUGGCCAGUAGAUAAGGAAAGAAUAUUGGCGGUUCCCGUGGGCAGUAGUAUUUCGAAGGAUCGAUGGGUGUGGCACUAUUCUUCUUCUGGUAAUUUUACGGUCCGCUCGUGCUAUCACAACAGUUUAAUGCGGUCACACAACUUGAGAGGAGAUCGGGCUGGUUUAGAUGAAUCAAAUAGCGGUUUUGUUAGCUUUUGUAGCCAAGUCGAAGCCAUUUGGAAGCGAAACCGAUUUUUCAAGCCGAGAAAGCGUCGAAAUUUGGAAAUCAUACCUUACGAUCCCGAGAUUGAAAGGACAUUACGUAGACUAAGGGCCACGCGCAACCAACAAAGUGAACCAAUGGCCGAAGAUCAAGGAAAUCCAGAGCACCUGGCCUUUGAGUACGAUCGAGAGCCAGGACGAGAUCACGAGGAGCCAAGACCGAACCUGCCACCCGAGCGAACAAUGCGAGAAUACCGAACUCCAGCUGUGAAUGAGAACUAUUCGGGAAUCAGGAAACCGACGAUAGCCGCAAACAACUUCGAGCUAAAGACGGGGCUAAUCAACAUGGUCAUGGCGAACCAAUUCUCCGGAGCAGCCACUGCAGAUCCAAAUCUCCAUCUUGCCAAUUUCUUGGAGAUUUGUGACACAAUCAAAGUUAACGGUGUUUCUGAUGAUGCCAUCCGGUUGAAGCUAUUCUCAUUUUCUGUCAGAGAUAAAGCGAAGAGUUGGCUUCUGAGUCUUAAUCCAGGAUCACUCACCUAUUGGGAAGAAUUAUCACAAGCCUUUCUGGCACGAUUCUUUCCACCCUCGAAGACCGCACAAUUACGAAGAGAUGUAGGCAACUUCAGACAGAUGAGCCAAGAGCCGAUGCACGAGUCUUGGGAGAGAUUCAAGGACUUAUUACGACAAUGCCCUCAACACGGAUUCAACCCGUGGGAUCAAAUGGAGUUAUUCUACAAUGGGCUCGAUCAACCAGCCCGAUCUUUAGUCGAUGCUGCUUCAGGUGGAUCAUUGCAAAACAAGACUCCCACAGACGCUCGAGACAUUGUCGAGCGAAUGUGUGAGAAUGCUUACCAUUGGCCGUCCGAACGGAGUGGUAUACAAAAGGUGGCCGGAGUCCACCAACUCGAUCCUUUAGCCGCAGUUUCAGCACAAUUAGCGAUCCUAUCAAAUCAGGUCGCCCAAAUUUCAGUUCGAGGGCCACAGAUCGAACGAGUAGCAACAGCAAGUACUUCACAAGCCACAAACGACGAUUGGGAGCAGGCACACUUUAUGAACCACCGAUUCAACAAUUUCCGGGGAACCCACAAUCAGAAACAAAACCCUACUCAUUAUCACCCGGGAAUUCGGAAUCACGAGAACUUCUCCUAUGCCAAUCCGAAGAAUGCUCUACAACCACCUCCCGAUCUCAACCAUCAAAGAGAGCAACGAGGGCCAACGUAUGACGAGCGUCUUCACCGACAAGAACAGGAAAUGGAGGGCCUGAAAUCAACAAUGAAGAACAUGGAGAAGCAAAUAGGGCAAAUCGCCCAAUCCAUGUCCACAAUGGCCAAGGGUGGAUUUCCGAGCAAUACCGAAGUCAAUCCAAAGGAAAGCUGUCAAGCCAUAACCACCCGAAGUGGUUUGCAAAUGACUGAUCCUCCUUAUCCGACAGACGAAUCACCAAGGCCAGCUGUACAACCGACCCCGGUCGAGCCGGAAAUCACCAUUUCAGGAAGUAGUACAAAAGAGGCUAGUAAGCCCAAUAACAUUUCUUUUCCUGAUAAUCCCCCUCUUAUGGUAACUCCUAUUCCUUUUCCAGAAAGACAGAAGAAGAAGAAGUUCAAGGAUCAAUUGAAGAAGUUCAUUGAAAAGAUCAAGCAGAUUCGAAUCAACAUCCCUUUUGCAGAAGCCUUGGAGGUAAUGCCAAACUACACCAAGUUCAUGAAGGAAGUCCUAUCCAAGAAAAUUCGGAUCGAAGAAGACAUACCAGUGACACUCACGGCAACUUGCAGUGCCAUUCUUCAGUCGAAUCUACCACCGAAAAUGAAAGAUCCAGGGAGUUACACUAUUCCUUGUAUUAUUGGAAAUUCUACUUUCGAUAAAGCUUUAUGUGAUUUGGGGGCAAGUAUUAAUUUGAUGCCUAUGUCUGUGUUUCUAAAACUGGGCUUAGGAAAUUUGAACCGCACUCGCAUGACUUUACAACUAGCUGAUCGUUCAUUGAAAUAUCCCGAUGGGAUUGUAGAAGAUGUGCUAGUUAAAGUAGAUAAAUUCAUUUUGCCUGUUGAUUUUGUGGUACUUGAAAUGCCUGAAGAUGAUGAAGCACCAAUCAUUUUAGGUCGUCCAUUCUUAGCCACUGGUAAGGCGAUGAUUGAUAUGGAAUUAGGAUCUUUAAUGCUUAGGGUAAAUGGGGAAGAAGUUGUUUUUAAUUUGACAGAUGCAUUUAAACACUCUGAGCAUGUUGAGCAUUGCAGUAGAAUAUAUGUGAUCGAGGACUGUGUUUCCUCCUUCUUUGAUUUGUAUGAAUUAUGUGAUUCUAUUGAGCACUGCAUUGUUAAUUCUAUUGAUUUACAAUAUGCCUCCCCUGAAACCCCUAUUGAAAACGAUGUGCUUGUGUAGACGAGGUAGGAAUUGUCCCCGAGAUACCAGUUAGUGUGAAAACGGCCCCCGUACUGGAAUUGAAGCAAUUACC